UAUUCAAAUUGGAAAAUUUGUACCACUACGUGUCGUUGCGUAACCCAAGAAAAUAUUAACAAAAUAUAAUGCCAGUCUUAAUGCUUUUUUUUAAGAACAAACACCCACAACACUCAAUAGUUUUUACCUUUUGUAUAGGAAAAAACUGACUUUUUCGCGAAGGUUGUAGUUGAGAAUAAUCUCCAAAACAUUUGGAUCCUCAUUGACCGUCGACUCAUUGUUAUUUGAUGGCGUUGAUAUAUUGUUAGUAUCUGAAAAAUCUUUAAAGAAAAUCAAUUGAGAACAUUAUCACAAAAAAAACUUUUUUAAAGUACCUUCUUGUCCAAUAAUUCUUAUAACACAGAGCACAAAAGUCACUAGUCUCAAAAUCAUUGUCACUGACUGAAAAACUCACGCGUCUCAUUGCCAGGGUUGAGCACAAAAGUUAAUUUUUGUAGGAAUUCCCUCUCAAAAAUUGCCACUAUGAGUCAAUGGAUAGUGUAACCUGUUGUCACUUGAUAGCAUUUCCGGAUAGCGAUCUAAAUACAAAAAUGUUGGCAUUAUGGGCAACUAUUAUUUUCAUUUUUUUUGUGUUUAUAUGUAGAAGCCCAAAAAAGCAGCUACGGUGUUUAUCAAGAAUCUCAAUUGAGGUAUGAAAUGCACAUCGGUCAAGGGUGCUUAUCGGAAAUCUCCCAUGAAAAGCUGCCUGAUAAGCAUUUCCAAUUCCCGAAAGUCAAUCAAUAAGUCCAAGUUUCACCAGUGGGCUUCCAGUUGAGCGGUGAUAUUACCAAAGUUAAGGUGUUUCAGUUGUGGUUUAAGCGAGUGUGGAAAAUUAUUCUUAAAAGUUUUUCCGAAGUUUUUUUUUUAUUGUGGAAAAGUUUUUGAACAUGGAAGAUAUAUGGAGCCUUGGAAAGCUUCCUUAUGAGGCGGCAAAACCCUUUAAGAAAAAAUCAAUUACGGAUAACAUGAAGAGUCUCCUUCAAUUCUGCCUGGACCUCCUUAAAUUUCUCAUUCUCACCAUUCCUAUCUUAGCUAAAUAUCUCAAGGAAAUUUUCGCUCCACCCGAAAUGAAGAGAAUAGCAGGGCAAUUGGCUUUGGUAACAGGUGGUGGAAAUGGUCUUGGCAAGGCAAUUUGCAUCCGUUUGGCCAAAGAGGGAUGCAAUGUUGCCGUUGUGGAUGUUGAUUUGCCAGCUGCUGAACGUGUUGCUGGUGACAUUAAGAGUUUUGGCAUAAAGUCAAAAGCCUACAAAGUCGACGUGUCCAAUUAUGAAGAAGUCAGAAAUCUGAGCCAAGAAGUUGAAGAUGAUUUAGGUGCUGUGGACAUUCUCGUGAAUAAUGCUGGAGUAAUGCCAGUCAUCUCCCUCAUGGAGGGCAGUCCGAAAGACAUUGAAAAAAUCCUCAGUGUUAAUCUCACUUCACACUUUUGGACGGUGCGAGUAUUUCUCGAGAGCAUGAUAAGGCGCCGAAAGGGGCAUAUUUUGGCUAUCUCUUCGCUCUCUGGUCUUGAUGCUGCUGGAAGGGCUGUUGCAUAUUCUGCUAGCAAAUUCGGUGUUCGAGGCUUCAUGGAGGCUCUCAGGGAAGAGAUCCGUUUGAAUGGAAAUGGUGGAGAAAUUUUUACAACGACCAUUUAUCCCUACUUCAUUUCAACUCGCAAGGAUUUGAUGGAAAAGAUGCAGAAGACAAGUCUUUUUCAACGGUUUCCACCACUUAUUCCCGAUGAUGCUGCUGACAUUGCUGUUGAUGCAAUGUUGGAGAAUAAAAUUUCCAUUACCAUCCCAACAGUUUGGCCAAUAAGUCGAGUUAUUUUCAAGUGUCUUCCAUCUCGAAUUCAAGACUUAGUGAGGGAAGUUCUUGUGAAGGAGUACAUCCCGCGAAUUCAGCUAUAACCUGCACGUCAGAAAAAAAAGAUGAUGAAUCAAUAUGAUAAUUUUGUGAGUUUUUUUCUGCAAUAAUCAUAAACAAUUUAGUACAGAGA
Messenger RNA from Lutzomyia longipalpis, 1954 nucleotides. RefSeq lists its product as uncharacterized. Gene Ontology annotation, molecular function: oxidoreductase activity, acting on the CH-OH group of donors, NAD or NADP as acceptor. The record is from RefSeq and is a predicted model, not a curated record. Bases 867 to 1865 code for a protein of 332 amino acids. NCBI's taxonomy places the organism in Eukaryota, Metazoa, Arthropoda, Insecta, Diptera, Psychodidae. Gene Ontology annotation, cellular component: lipid droplet. The transcript is spliced from 5 exons.